Mastomys coucha (southern multimammate mouse) is the source of this 2121-nucleotide messenger RNA. It is a transcript of the gene Cplx1, whose product is annotated as complexin 1. Gene Ontology annotation, cellular component: SNARE complex; terminal bouton. Bases 168 to 572 code for a protein of 134 amino acids. Gene Ontology annotation, biological process: neurotransmitter transport; regulation of neurotransmitter secretion; synaptic vesicle exocytosis. Lineage: Eukaryota; Metazoa; Chordata; Mammalia; Rodentia; Muridae. The transcript has 5 exons. The record is from RefSeq and is a predicted model, not a curated record. Gene Ontology annotation, molecular function: syntaxin binding.
GUGUCCCUGACUGGCUAAGCCGCUGCAGCAACAGAGAGCGCCACAUGGACCCCGCCGGCCUGAGAGAGCGCUGCUGUUGAUCGUCCACCUUGGAAGGCAGAAGACCCGACCACACUUGAAUGUAAAAUCUGACCCCGGAGUGGCUCCUGAGGAACCAAGCCAUCACCAUGGAAUUUGUGAUGAAACAAGCCCUGGGAGGGGCCACCAAGGACAUGGGGAAGAUGCUUGGGGGUGAUGAGGAGAAGGACCCUGAUGCCGCCAAGAAGGAGGAGGAGCGGCAGGAGGCACUGCGGCAGGCAGAGGAGGAGCGCAAAGCAAAGUAUGCCAAGAUGGAGGCAGAACGUGAGGUUAUGAGGCAGGGCAUACGAGACAAGUAUGGCAUCAAGAAGAAGGAGGAGCGUGAGGCUGAGGCUCAGGCAGCCAUGGAGGCCAACUCAGAAGGCAGCCUGACUCGACCCAAGAAGGCUAUCCCACCAGGCUGUGGUGAUGAGCCAGAGGAGGAAGAUGAGAGCAUCCUGGACACUGUCAUCAAGUACCUGCCUGGGCCACUGCAGGACAUGUUCAAGAAGUAAUGAUACUAGGUCCACACCAGGAGCCCUGCCCACUGUACAGACCCCCGUGGAGUCUCCUCCCAACAAGGGAUGUUGGGAGCAGAUGCAGCCCCCCCACCCUCGCAAAAAUAAGCCAUAGUCCUAGAUCUAUCCUGCCCAUGUCCCCCUCGCGUCUCGGGAGCCUCUCCCCUCCCUGUACUGCCAUCACUGACCCUACCAGGUAAGGGUGUGACCCUCAGGCCCCCUGUGCUGUGUGUGCAUCCUUGCCUUUGGGUGGUUGGACCCCUCCUUACUAAUCUUAAGUUCACCAUUCCCACAGAGCCUGCCCAAGGUCAGGCCUCGAGGGCCAGCCCUGACCACCCCUGGAUGGGUGGCCACCAGUCAGGGCCUAAACUCAGGAGCACAGCCAUAGUGGGGUGGGACUUGGGGAAUGAGCAGUGGGUGCUUGGGGGCCCCAGCCCUUCCCUGAGUCCAUUGCCCCAGUUUCUGGACUUGUUGGACCUGCUGGACCAUUCACUCUGUCUUCCUGUCUGUGAGCCCUAGUCUUCCCCAGCAGCCCUUGCAUAUUUUGUCCAGCUGUCCCUUUCUCUGUUGCCCUGCAAGGUUUGGCUUAAGAAUUCCACAGCCAGAGGAAACACAGCAAUAGAUUUGGAGUGGGUGGUCUCAGACACACUUGGAGUCCCUUGACAUCGUCUGUAAUGCACUUUCCAGAGUCCCAUCUUUCCCUGAUCCCACCUCUCCCUGGUGGCCUCCUGUCCUCUUCAUGUGGGCAGGCAGUCUCCUAGGAAAUUCCUGGCUUUACCUCUGGACAUCUACCUUCCAAAUGCCCAACUUCCUAAAAGCCCUGGGUUCUGGUGAUCCAUGGGCAGAGCAGAUAGAGGGCCACAUAAUCAAGUGUCCCACCCUCUCCACUAUUCCUCCUCUGAAGGGCUGACAGUGGUCGGUAAAGGAAAGCUCCUGGGCUUGGCUGUGGUUCUGUGUGUGGCCCAGGGACAGUAUGACCUAGCUACUCCCCUUUGCCCAGCCAGCAGCCAUUGUUCUUCAUAUUUGUUUAAUUUACAUCAUAAUAUGUUGAAUCUCAGGUAAAUGAGGUCUGUAUUUGGUAAGUUUUAUCUUGACAGACAGGCCAGCCUGGUCUUCCCGACCCUUCCUGUCCACAUUAUAACUGAAUUAUGUGUCCAUGAGUUUUGGGCCAGGUAUGUGGCUUAGCAUUGACCUUCAUGACCUUACAUAGCUCUUUAGAGAAGCCAUAACAAUUAGACUGCAAUACUAAUCAGAAUGCCCUCUGCCCAAAGAGAUGAAGCAUGCUCGGCCCACAGUACCUUGCUCACCUGGGCCACUCUCUGCACCUCUGGCUGGUUUUCAUGAAUUGAGAAGCCAGCUCUAAGCAGAUGGCCCUCUCUUGAGUCAGUCCUGUAUCCUGUUCCUAGCGCAUGGGGCACCGGGCGCUGAGCUUAGAUUAGCCCAUGUAUUACCUGUCUGUCUGUCCUCGUGCCUGCACCUCCUGCAUGUCAGAGACCUCACAUUUUCUCUCUGAGGGAAUCACAGCCAAUAAACAGUGAUUUCACAU